Messenger RNA from Sinocyclocheilus anshuiensis, 1396 nucleotides. RefSeq lists its product as uncharacterized. Bases 743 to 1396 code for a protein of 217 amino acids. Lineage: Eukaryota; Metazoa; Chordata; Actinopteri; Cypriniformes; Cyprinidae. The record is from RefSeq and is a predicted model, not a curated record. The transcript is spliced from 8 exons.
AGCCGCGAAAAUUACAUAUUGUGCUUUUAACUGCAGCUCUACAUGUUAAUAAAACACACAUAACCAAAUUUACCAUGACGCAGAAUUUGUUGGUUUUAUUUGUAGAUGCAGUGAUUCAAAUUAAGUUUGAAUCCGUUCUUGUAUUUUUAAUAUCGUUUUGGCUUUAAAAGCAGCAUUUCAGAUCUUCAAAACAGGCCUGUGUAUGAAUACAGAAUUAAUAUAGACAUAUUUUAAAAUCUCAGAGUCAGAAUGACUUUGCUCAAAGACUAAGUGCAAAGGUUAAGUGCAGUUUGAAAUAUGUCGUCAAGCCUGCAAGUGAGAAGAUCUGCCAUCUGUUUCCUUUCAUUUGCUUGCUCAAUGGUCCAUGCAUAUUCUGGACAGUUUCAUAACUGUAGUAUUUGUCACUGUCUAAGUAUAUAGCCUAACCCAACAGCAUUCUAUGUUUUCUCGUCUUCUGCUUGAGUCCACUGAUGUGGUCUUUUCUAAAUUAUUCUUUAAUGUAGUUAUGAAUAAUUUACAUAAAAGUGGAAUUGAUGGUCAUUGUCAGUCAUGCAGAGAGAAUCAGUCUUGCAGAGAACUCGCGUUCUCAGAGUUUGGCAGGAAAACAGAAACCUGUAUGCAAAAAUGGCAACCGUGCAUCCGGUGUAUUUUUUUUUAAACAAUGACAUUGUCAUGCUAGAUGUUGCAUGAAGACCUGAUAGUCCUAACCAGUGUUGCUGUAUCAACUUGAGUACCUGAAAUUAUGAUCCAGCUGGGUAUAUUCUUGAGUCUUUUUACCAAAUUGGCAAAUGCAGAUUUCAAUGUUGGGCUUGGAGUGAUGACUCUCAGCGACCGGACGGAUCUGACAUGCUGUCACUGGGACAAGGCUAUGUGCUUUUUCUAUGCUGAUUCAAGAAACAUUGGUCAGCAAAAUUCCUCUGACAAUUGCUGUAAACUUACUGUCAGUGGAGAGCAACUGUUACAGGGAAACGCUGGAGAGGAGCUCCGAACAACAAUUAUCGUCCACUGUGAACUCAAAGCUGACAACAAAAUGAGCCAAAAUGUCACCAUUACAGUGUGGAGGAUAUCCCUUUCUGGUAAAUACAUUCUUAUAUUUCUGGUUAUCCUGGGGACACUGAUUCUGCUCUCUUUGCUCAUCUCCAUCAUCCUAUGUAUUAUCUAUGUGACCAAAAAACAAGGGUAUAGACAAAAGUUUCAUCCAGCAAGAACUCAAGUAAUGGACAAUGACAACCGAGAUGCAAAUUCUGGUACUGUUGAAGUGCAGGAAGAGAAAACAGAGACCGUAGAGGAUGAGCUAUUAUAUGCCACAGUGAAUCAUUCAGGUGCUGGUGAAAACUCUGCUCCUGCAGUGAAGUUUGAAUCAGGAACUGACUACGCCACAGUGGUCAUACACUGA